This is a messenger RNA of Styela clava, 4957 nucleotides long. RefSeq names its product kin of IRRE-like protein 1. The record is from RefSeq and is a predicted model, not a curated record. Gene Ontology annotation, molecular function: cell adhesion molecule binding. Gene Ontology annotation, biological process: cell-cell adhesion. Lineage: Eukaryota; Metazoa; Chordata; Ascidiacea; Stolidobranchia; Styelidae. Gene Ontology annotation, cellular component: plasma membrane; cell-cell junction.
AGUUACUCUCCGGUUAAAAUAAAAGGUAUGAGAAGGGGUUCGAAAGUUUUGUUGCUUCAAGAGGACAGAUGUAACAACUGAGGGAAAAUGAAUGUAUUCGAAAACAGCUCAAACACCCGUGAGUUAUACUAACAAUAACAAGAAAACAAACACGACUAUCGCAGCCCACUGGGGCGUUUAGGCUUGCGAAGAUAUUGGACAAAAGACUUUCGCACGUGUCUCGUUCACCGUUUAUUCAAGGGUUUAGGAAUUUCAAUCCAGCUGGGAAAAGUAAAGUACACGUUUGAGAACGGACAUCAUCUAGUUUAUGUGAAUAUAUAUAUAUAAGGGAAAGAAACAGUCUCGUAGUCAACGCACUGUGUGUAACGUAAAGCAACAUAACUAUCCAAGAUUACUAUAAACAUCCUCCAACAAUACACGAAUGUGGACAUAAUUGAAGACGUUUGAAAUAGAAGACGAAAGCGUGGAGAUAUUCAACCAUUAUGUCGUCAUCCGGUUUCACUGUGCUGUGCGUCUUUGGAGUUUUGUUUAUAGGAUUCGUCAAUGCUAACAGUGCUCCAAUUAUUGUCGAACAUCCCAGUGACGUCACGACAGUCGUUGGACGUGACGUCAUCUUGAGAUGUGUUGUCGAAAACCUCCCUAUCGAGAACGACAUUGUGCAAUGGACGAAAGGGGGUUUCGCUCUUGGUUAUGAUCCAGAAAUACCAGCCUUCAGUCGCCUAUCCAUGGUUGGAGAUGUUUCAAUUGGCGAGUACAAUCUCCAGAUUCAAAACGUCACUUUAAAAUAUGAAGGCGAAUAUGAAUGUCAGGUCAGAGUUGACAGGAUGCGAACGAAAGCAACAGUAACCGUUCUAGUUCCUCCGAAGGGACCAAUGGUAGAAGACGUACGGGAUGAUGACGUCAUUGAUGUACUUGCUCACUCCGAUAACUUGAUCACUUGUCGAUCCUGGGGUGGAAAACCCGCGGGAAAGCUGGCUUGGUACAAAGAUGGCGCGAAAAUAACAGAAAACGUCACUUAUGCCGAAACCGAGGCCGAACAAAAAUUGCGAAACAGUAGCGCCACCUUGCGCCUAUGGCCCACAGAAUUGGAAGACGGGCAUCGUUAUGAAUGCCUCAUGAGUGCCGAUCCAAGAUUUCAAGACUUUGGAUUUAGCGGAGAAGUUUUGUCUAAAACUGUCAAAUUAAACGUUCAAAAACCACCUGUGGCUUCACUGACAAUAUCGUCAUCUACUGUGAAAGAAGGUGGAAACCUAUUUGCAAGGUGUGAUUCGUACUCAUCAAAACCUCCUGCAAAAUCAUACAUUUGGUAUUUGAACGGCGAAACACUGGAAGGGAGGACAGGUUCGACAUUAGCAAUGUACAAUGUGAAUCGCACAUUGAAUGAAGCAAUUGUUGGAUGCCGAGCUGUCAGCGAUGUCGGGCAAUCUGGAAAGAGCAGCGUUUCUCUUAACGUUUUAUAUGCACCAAGACUUGUAAUUGCCCCUGAAAACGUCAUUACAAAUAUGAGCACCACUGUGAACAUGACUUGCUCAUGGGAUUCAAAUCCACCCGCCCUAGUUGCUUGGUACAAAAGAGGGAAUAUGGACGUCGCGGUCGUUCAAGGUGAAGAUUUAAUCAUUGACGUAAUCGACCAAUCUGCAGCUGGAACUUACGUAUGCGUGGCUGACGCACAAGGGGUCGCAAGCAAAUCAGUUUCAGCUCGCUUAGACGUACUAGGACCACCCAUCUUUAUAAAUCCCACAGUGCAAGAAGCCUCACUCGGCGAGCGCGCGAUCGUCAACUGUUCCUUGGGGAGUACGCCAGGCGUAUCACACGUGACAUGGAGUUGGCAACGUGAAAAGCAUGAGGAAUUGCAGAAUAACGACACGAUUGUUUAUAAGAAUCAAGUCAAAUUCGCCGGAAUUAUGAAUUAUGACCAGUCAACGGCGUCUCUCGUUAUCUACGACGUUAAGCCAGAGGAUUUAAUCAAAUAUAACUGCACUGUCCAUAACUCAUAUGGUACUGGAUCAACAACCAUUACUAUGGAAGAAAAAUCUGUGGAGUCUUUGCCUAUGAUGGUUCCUAUUGCUGGAGCUAUCGUUGGAGCCGUUUUGUUGCUCAUAAUUGUCAUCAUCGUUGCAAUAUGUUGCGUACGAAGCAAAAGACAACAAAAAUCGACCACUUUCCCACCGGAAAAAGAAUCACUACAAGUAGAACGAACAGACGGCCACAAAAAGGAUAGCAGAAUGGAUAUACUCGGACCAGCCGGUGUCAAAUUAAUAAGCCCAGAUGCAGACAGCGACAAUCCUUCAACUUCAGCAUCUUUGUCCUCACGGGAUGUUGUUAGGCCCUCUUUAGCAUUGGAUGAGUAUCGUAGCUCUGCACAUAAUGACGACGGUUAUCACACUGAAGAAGCAAACUCCUGGAACAGGCAUGAAAAACAGUCACCCGAAUCUUCUCCGGCACGAAGCACACGCGAUGAUUACUCGAGGGGUGGAAUUGUGACGUCAAUGCCAAUAACGUCAUCACCCAUGGGUGCAUUCGAGCGUGCUGCAUCACCAUAUGGAAGCAGUGACGUAGCUUCAGACGGUGGGUACCUGAAGUACAACUUGCAGCCAAUGCAGCCUUACACCCAAUACCCAAUGCAUCAAUUUACACCCAGUGGGGUAGUGGAGUUACCCCCGAUGGGUACAGGAAGGGCGAUGUCUCCUGUAAAUAUGUACGGUAUGCAACACCAAUAUCCUGCGACGUACUACCAACACCAUCAAGGACCUCCAUCUUCGUCUUCCGGAUACAGGGGCCCAGCGCAAUUUGGAGUUCAACGUCCUCGAGCAGGAUCAAAUGCUCCCUCUGUCAUAAGCUCACACAGAAGUGUGACUCCUUCACCUGCCUAUGCACAACUUUUAGGACGCAGUACACCGGUGUCUGUACUCGGCGACAGAGCAAUGUAUACGGUUCCUAUGAACUCUCAAGGGCAAGCUCCGAUUCGACGCACGUCUUCCCAAUCAUCUUUAGAACAACCGCCAUCAUCAGUUGCCACUCAUGAUCAAUACGAAAACCCUACUAAAAUGAGCCAACUCUCAUCUAGAAUGAGUUUGGCUUCAAGGUCGUCAGAAGUUUUGAAUAAGCCGAUGACGGCGAGAAUGGCAACGCACGUAUGAUCAGAAUCCCUAUCUUACGCAGCAAUGGGUCGCGUAUGGAAAUAUUGAUGUAAUUAAUACGAAGAGAGAAGAAUGUUUCAAUUAUGACGUAUGCGGUUACGACACAGACAGUAACUACGUGAACGAAAGAAUAAACUGAAAAUGAGAAAAAAUUGGUUUUUACGAUGCCUCAUUUUUUCGUUUUAAAUAAACGCGUGUGUUGAUGAAGACCUGUCAUUGGUCAAGUUUUCUACAAAUAAUACUGUUCCAUGGAUCCUAACUUUUUAGUUGUUCUUCUUUCAUACCUUCUUUUGCACUGUUCGAAUAUCAUUAUCGUUUUUCACGGUACAGUAUCCUUUUACAACUAAAUGAAUUUUGUACGUUAGAACUGUGAAUGUGUGUGUGCUUAAUAUCCUAAAAUAUUUAGCAGCAUAACACGAUGGAAACAGUUGAAAAUCGUAAACAGUCUCCCAUUCUGAGGUAUAAGUAAAUGCAAUUCAGUUAGAAUAUUAUCGCAUAACAGGCAACACUGUUAAAAUAUUCGAUAAAUAUUUUUUUACAAUAAACCAUUGUCCGAUAUUCUAAUCUAUACCAUUGUCUUAUGGCUCGUUUAAAUAAUAAUUUUGUUCACAUGUUUAAUGAUACAAUUACGUUUUACAAAGGUGCUGCUGACAAUAUUUAUCACAUCAUGUUGAAAAUAUCUUAUUUUGAUUUUCAUCAUUUUUAUUUUUGAGAAAAAUACAAAAAAAUAGCCACAUUUUAUUUGACUAAUUUCUUAAAAUUUUUAGUCGCACUGUCAUGUUACUUUUUUGUCGCGCGGUAUCGCCAUCAAGCUGAUAUUUUCUACUAUUUAUUUCCAUUGCAUGAAUUAUGAAACCAUACAUGCUGAUCCAACAAUUGGUUUUCACCAGAUAAUGAUCGCGGCAUUCUGUAGCUGAGUUUUUUCAGAUUCAGAAAGUAGUUCUUCUAAUAAGUGGAUAUUCACUUUAGUAUUGGUUGGGUUGCAUUUUGUCUCUAUCCCCUGUUGAAACUUGUUUAAGAUAAUACGAGUCGAUAUAGGAUAAUCCAAUUUACUCUAAAAUGCCGGCAACUGCACAAAAUUAAUUAUUUCGAGCAAAAAGAAAAUGUCUCAUUCUGAAACUCUUGAGCAGUAUCCACAUAGAUUGGGUAUGACCGGAUGUGAACUUUUAGUGCGAUAACACAAAGCCUGCAACUAUUAUCUAUUGUUGAUAAAUACAAUUUAUCCCGGGCGCUUCGAAUGUUGUAGUAACACCUUAUAAUCGAACCAUUUCUCAUGUGAUAUUAUCAUUGUUACGUUACCUUGAGCACAAUCAAAAAUACAUUUUCUUAAUCAAGAUGUAAUUCAUGUUUAAUAUUUAUGUCACAAAAUCCACAUCAUUGUGAAUUACUACCACUCGAAUAAUAAUUUAUCUAACAAGCGUAUCUGCCUCGUGGAGUGGCACCAUUACUAAGCCACGCCACAGAAUUUCAUCUUCAUAUCAUCUGUGUGCGAAAUUAUUUUUGAUAUCAUUAUUUAUUACAGAAAACCUAUACCUGUUUUACCAAUUAGGGCAGGCUUUUGAAACGUGGUGCAAGACAAGCAGCCCGGUAUUGUUCGUCCUUAUAACUGGAUUCUUUGCAAUGUUUGUGACUGAACAGUUUAGUUUAAAUAAUAUUUUGUUGUGGUGCUUCCAUAUUGUAUUAAUUCGUUUGUUUGGGAGAUACUUAUAGUUACAUUUUCUAAAUUCUUUCUUCAAUAUUUUAUUAUAAUUACUGAAUUGAUUUAUAUUAGUAUGAGUAUACUUUUAAAAAUAAAUUGAUUGGGAUUAAAAAAUUUA